This is a messenger RNA of Chara braunii, 2943 nucleotides long. The record is from the annotation of a GenBank genome assembly. NCBI's taxonomy places the organism in Eukaryota, Viridiplantae, Streptophyta, Charophyceae, Charales, Characeae.
CUUUGAAGAAGAAAGGACACUACAUAGAAGCGAGAGUGGCCUUUCGAGACGAUUUUCAUUUAACAGAGAAAAAAUUCGAUGAAGGACAGGCUGACGUGUCGGAACUGAUGGCCAGUAUACAAUGUAUGGGCGAAAUAAACUUCGCGUUGGAGGAAUACCAAGAAGCGCUCCAGUGGCAGUACAAACAUUACGAGCUAGCGGACCAUUUGGGCGACGUUGAAGAGAAAGAGAGGGCUCUGACGCAACUUGGAAGGACUCACUUGGAGCUGUACGAAAGUCACAGGGAUGAGGCAGAAGGCGUGGAGUACCUGGAAUCCGCUGACGUGUUUUUCACGCGCUCCCUUACGCUGUGCAAGGACCACAUUGAGGACGACAGGGAUGAGCAUCUGGGCAAUGCGUACAACAACUUGGGCCUGGUCGAACUACUCAAAGGUAACUUGCAAAAGGCCAAGCAACUGCUCAACAAGGCGCUUGUCCACUGCAGUGCCUGUUCCACUCGACCCAAUGCCAUGGAGCCUCUCUCCAGAGUUUUCAACAGUCUGGGCCAGCUGUACGCAGCCGAGGGCAAUCAUGAGAUGGCUCUCGACAGCAUGCGUAACGACAAGGCAAUCUGCAAGCAGAUCGGUCACGUUCAGGGAGAAGCCAAAGCUUGUCUGAACAUAGGCCAGCUUCACUGCGAAUUCGACCACUUCGACGAGGCCAUCGCCAGCUUCGAGGAGGCGCUCCUACUAGCCAGAUCCCUACGAGACGAGACCUUCCUCAUCAAGUCCGUCGAGGAGGACCUCAAACUGGCCUUGUUGCUGAAAAAGGGAGAAGAAGACCUCAAGGCUGGACAAGCCGAGCUGGCGAACUUAGAAAAAAUGAGACCUGACGAAGCAAGAUGGGGUGGUGGUGGUGGUGGGGGUGGUGGCCGAGGUGUUGACGUCAACAGCGUGCAAUGUGAGCGAAAGCUUUUGCUGAAACUGGUGACUUGUGCAGAGAAUCUGGAGCGCUGGGAACAGAUGAAGGCAUUGGCCAGCAAGUUGGUUGAUUUGGAGAGAGCAGUUGGCGACAAGUCAGGACUUUGCGACGGGCUAUCUUUGUUAGGCAUCGCUUAUGAAGAAUUGGGGAGUUACAAAGAAGCUGUCAAGUGUCACAAGGACACUCUUUGGUUAGCAAGACAGAUUGGAUCCAUUGAGGUGUUGGGGCGGGCACUGGGCGGGGUUACAGGACGUGCAGAAGUCGGUUGGGAGAUGGGAGUCAGGGAGGUGUCUUUGGAAGGCGUAAACCUUGAGGGAAAACCAUACGCCAAAGGUUUGCCACGUGUCAUCCGGAUAUUUGAGGUUCAUCAAGAUCAAGUGACAACCAUUCCUCCAGGCGCCGAAUUGCUGGGUUCUUCAGGCAGAACCCCUGUGGAGAUGUUUGCUGUGGGCAAUCAUGUUCUUGCGAUACAAGGCCAUCCAGAGUUCAGCAAGGAGAUUGUGGAGAAGUUCAUCCAGCUUCGAGUCGAAGCAGGCAUAGUACCUGUAAUGGAAAUCAGGGUCGGCAAAAACAGGCUCGGAGGUACUAGUGGUGUUGGUUUCACGGCUGUGAUGUCUCGAAGGCCAUCAGACUCAUACAGAGCCGUGAACAAAAUGUGGAAUUCCAGAUGCUUUGUCGUCAAGGCCAAGAUCCCCGAAAAGGCAUUCCCAGAUUGCAUUGCCGCACCCAACGGCUUCAGCUACUCUGACUAUGUCGAUGCACUCUGGGUAAUUGUAGAAAUUGCUGAGGGUCGUGAGCUUGAAACGCGGGCGCGCAUUCGUCGGCGAGGCAACACAAUGGAACUGCUGCUGCGGCGAUUUGUGGCCGAUCACCAGUUCUUAAGAUCAGCCCUGCGAGGAAUUGCGGUCGUUCUCUCUCAUGGUGCUGACCUUGGAACUCCAACUCAGCGCCGGCUUGUUGUUUUGUUAGACAGCGUAAAGAAGCUGCAUUUACGCCGUAAGAAGGCGGCCAGGCGGAAGGUGAAUCGGGAAGAGAGCGUUCCUGAGACACAGCCAGGAGGAGGUCUAUCGGAAAUAGAAGACGAUGAAGUUCUGGAUGCCGGUGGCAGUACAACUACUGCGGCGCGUGAUCGAGCAUACCUUCGGCGCAAGCGACAAGUGGGCAGGCAGGGACAAAAGCCUCGGCGGGCAAAGAAGGCUGCCGAUGUCGUGUACGGAAGUGCUGUGAGGAAUAAACGGAGACCGAGCGUUCCCAGUCGUACAGAAGCAGUGGACCAUGAAUCUGACCAUGAAUCUGAUCCUUAUGCGUUUGAAACCGCUGACGAGCAUGGAGACAAAGAGAAUGUCGUUGCAGGACAGAGACAGAAUGCUAAGGAGAAGGAGGGAAGAGUCCAGCAAUCCACCCCUAGGAGGAACGACAAGCAGGCUCGAGGUUCAUCUGGAAGAACCUCCACCUCGCCUACUUUCAACUCGCACUCCACAGGGCUAGAGUCAUGUCCGCUGAAGCGCAGAAGAGGCUUUCAAAGUACCCCAGGGCAAUGACGGGCAUGUCUCCGUUGUUUGUUGCAGAGAAGGCAGCAUCAUCUCCGCUAACCAUCAGGCGACAUCAAGGUCCUUGAGAAGAUACAUCACUCCCAAGCGUAUAGCGCCGUUUCAAGUUUCAACAUGCUCUUGCUUGCCUGUGUGAUAUCCGCUUGUAUCGUACUCUUCUUUCGCAGAGACUUCUCACAUGUGUCGCGUCCGCACUACGCUUCAAUUGCACACACACACACACACACUCCUCAUCUUUCCCUGCAUUCCCUUUCUCUCUCUCUCUCUCUCUCUCUCUCUCUCUCCCCUUUGUAUUGAUUUGCUUUCUUGUAGGCACAUACAGUCUUAGUCUGCACUGGCUUCAUUUCUUUUGCUCCCCUAUUAUUUCUCCUCCCUGAAAAAAUUGUCAGUAGAACUCACUAUGACUGUUUGCCGUGCAUUGCCUUGCCUGAAG